AUAUCUCCCUAUAUCAUUAUUGUUAUGUUAUUCUCAUUGAGCUCAUAAGGUCAACUGAUAUCAUCCAACUUUGAUAAAAAGAAAUCUAAAGUUAUCUUUAGAGAAUAUUUCUCUUGUCCUUUUAACCUCACGUGAUUGUAACAUAUUCUUUUGACUCGUGAUAACUCACUAUUUCGUAAUUGUAUUAGAAAUAUCUUGUUUUAAUAGAAAGAAGCAUAGGAAAAAAUUAUACAUUAUAAAAAAAUUACAAUUAUAAAAAAAAAAUACUUUUCCAACGUUUGUAUUUGUUAGCUAUUAGAAAACUUAGUUGGGAAGAAAAAUUAUCACAGAUCGAACGUUCUUUAAUUGAAUUAAUAUUUAUAAAUAAAUAAAUAAACAAAUACAUGAAUUCUUUCGAAGAACCAAUGAACAAAUAGUAGGAUCGAAAUCAUUAUUUUACGUGUUACGUCUAAUUAUUGAAACAUCGCAUAAAGUUUCCAUUAAUCUUCGUAAAGAUAACAGUUCUUGAUGACACCAACAACGAUUAAGAAAUAUUCUAAAGAUCAUUGAAAUGUUCUUGUGUUUACUCGAACGCGCCAUUUCGUUCGUAUUCCACGGAGUAACACGACGUCAUUCGGAGUGCUUCGGCAGUAACAAGCAGACGACACAAAGCAAAGUAAGGUUAAGUCGACGAAAGUUUCUUCGAUAUAAAGAGUAAGCGAGAAAGAGAGAGAGAGAGAGAGAGAGAAAGAGAAAUGGCAAGGUUGUUUACACAAAUAAUUAAGCAUUCUUUUGAAAAAGUGUCUUCACAUAAGACUCAGUUAUUUACAAUUCCUAUAUCGACUUCAUUUCUGUGUACUUCACGUUAUAUAGCUACGACGCAACGAUUGAGAACAGAAAGAUGGUAUACGGAUACACAUGAAUGGAUCAAAGUAGAUAAUAAUGUAGGAACAGUUGGUAUAUCUGAUCAUGCACAAGAUGCAUUAGGUGAUGUGGUAUAUGCCCAACUUCCAGACGUUGGAUCUAUCUUUAAAAAAGAAGAGGAAUGCGGUGCAUUGGAAUCCGUAAAGGCUGCAUCUGUAUUAAUAAAUCCUGUCAGUGGAAAAAUAAUAGAAAAAAACGAUGCAUUGGAAAGUAAACCAGGAUUAAUUAAUUCAUCGUGUUAUAAUGAAGGAUGGCUGUAUAAAGUACAAUUAAGCCAUCCUGAGGAAAUCAAGGCUCUUAUGGAUGAAAAAGCUUAUGAACUAUUUUUGAAGUCUGGUUCUCACGAAAGUGAAAAUCCUUAGAACAGUUUUUAUAUCGUCGUUUUUAAAUUGUAUAUAUUGAUAUUAUAAAACUAUUUCACAAACACAA
Messenger RNA from Vespula vulgaris, 1332 nucleotides. RefSeq names its product glycine cleavage system H protein (gene ppl). The coding region runs from base 735 to 1265 and encodes 176 amino acids. Gene Ontology annotation, biological process: glycine decarboxylation via glycine cleavage system; protein lipoylation. The record is from RefSeq and is a predicted model, not a curated record. Gene Ontology annotation, cellular component: cytoplasm; glycine cleavage complex; mitochondrion. NCBI's taxonomy places the organism in Eukaryota, Metazoa, Arthropoda, Insecta, Hymenoptera, Vespidae. The transcript is spliced from 3 exons.